Molecule: messenger RNA, 720 nt
Organism: Sturnus vulgaris (Common starling)
Lineage: Eukaryota; Metazoa; Chordata; Aves; Passeriformes; Sturnidae
Gene: GRXCR2
Product: glutaredoxin and cysteine rich domain containing 2
Biological process (GO): sensory perception of sound
Cellular component (GO): stereocilium shaft; stereocilium base; microvillus
Source: RefSeq, a predicted model, not a curated record
AUGGAGGAGCCCCGGCAGCCGGGCCGGCCCCGCAGGGUGAGGUUCAGGAUCUCCUCAGCCGGCAGCGGGCGGCUGCUCAAGCAGGUGUACGAGGAUGGGCAGGAGCUGGAGCCCCCGGCCAAGGAGAGCUCCAGGAGAUUCCUGCGCCACAGCUUCGAGCCAGAAGAGCCCCCCGAGCCCAGGGAGGGGCCACAGAACAGCUUCUACUGGCCCACAGCCCUGACUGCACAGAGGAUCAGCAUCCUCCGAGAGCAUCCGAGCCACGGGCUCACAGGGACUUUGCCCCUGGCCAGCGACUGCCAGCCUGGAGCCAGCCACUGCAGGACUUCCCCAGUUGUAGAUUUUGGCAAGAUCAUCAUCUACACCAAUAACCUGAAAAUCAUCCGUGCCCCGAUGGACCAGAAGGAGCUGAUGAGGAGAAUCAUCCAGACUGAGGGGAUGAAUGACUGGACAUUCGUGUACCGGGACAGGAGAGAACGCUUUAGUGGUGGAUGUAAAACAGACGUGGAGAAUAAAGUCAUUUGCAACCAGCACAUACAGGAGGGCAGCGCUGCACACGGCUGCUCCCAGUGCCGAGGCUCAGGCUGUGCUCCCUGCUCGCUGUGCCAUGGAAGCAAGUUCUCCAUGCUGGCCGACAGAUUCCGGGAAUCCUACCGGGCCCUGCGCUGCCCGGCGUGCGACCAGAGCGGGCGGCAGCCGUGCCGGGUGUGCGCCGCCUGA